GUGGAAAUAGAAUUAAUAUAUGGCCGGCAUCACCCUGUAGAUCCAAAAUCUUCAAUAAAACAACCAUCCUUCCAACCCACCCAAAAAGAAACAAGAAAACAGUCGAGAGGGCUUGAAACAUGGCCAAGAAAAAUAUGUCCAUGUUUGUAGCGUGCUUUGUAUCUUCCAUGGUUCUCAAUCUCUUCUUUAUCAUCAAUCUGUACGUGGGUGAAGAUUCGAAGCUCGGCCUCAGUUGGAGCAAAAAAGCUGCAGCAGAUGCCGAGGCUGUGGCUGCUAUAUCAUGCUCAGGCCAUGGCAGAGCCUACUUGGAUGGGUUGGUUCUUAACGAAAAUGGAUUUCCGGUUUGUGAGUGCAAUUCUUGCUAUGGAGGCCCUGACUGCUCUGAGUUUUCACCUGCUUGUGCUGUAAAUGCUGAUGGUGGAGAUCCAUAUUUUUUGGAGCCAUUCUGGAGGCAACAUGCAGCAAGCAGUGCACUUGUAGUGGCGGGAUGGCAUCGAAUGGGGUAUUCAUACAGUGACCACACUUUCAUCAGUCAAGAGCUAGAGAGGCAUGUCCGCAUCUUACAUUCCAUUGUUGGAAAUGCAGUCACUGCCGGAAGGUACAUCGUCUUUGGUGCUGGCUCGACUCAACUCCUUAAUGCAGCUGUUAACGCAUUAUCCCCUGAUAAUUCCUCUAUGCCCGCGCCGAUAGUUGCAUCAAUUCCUUAUUAUCCGGUUUAUAAAAUGCAAACGGACAUUUUUCAAUCAAUGAACUUUAAGUUUGAAGGAGAUGCAUCCCUAUGGAAGAACAGCACUUCAGAUGCUACUGUGAAUGUCAUUGAGUUUGUAACUUCACCAAACAAUCCGGAUGGACAGCCGAACAAGGCAGUUCUUAGUGGUCCAAAUGCCAAAGCAAUUCAUGAUCAUGCCUACUAUUGGCCACACUUUUCACCCAUUCCAACUCCAGCAGAUGAAGAUGUUAUGGUGUUCACAAUUUCUAAACUGACGGGUCAUGCCAGCACUAGAUUCGGGUGGGCAAUAAUAAAGGAUAAGGCUGUGUACGAACGAAUGAUACAGUAUAUGAACUUAAACACUUUCGGUGUUUCUCGAGAUUCUCAAUUAAGAGCUUUAAAGCUCUUAAAAGUAGUCAUUGAAGGGGGAGGAAGAGAAAUCUUUGAAUUUGGGUACAAGACCAUGAGAGAUCGAUGGCAAAAAUUGAGUGAGACUCUAUCCAAGUCGAAACGCUUCUCUCUCCAGAAAAUUGCACCUCAGUACUGCAGUUUUCUGCAUGAAGUUAGGGAAUCUUCACCAGCUUAUGCAUGGGUGAAGUGUGAGAGGGAAGAGGACAGAGAUUGUAAUGCGGUCCUCCAAGGAGCCAAUAUUAAUGGCCGUGAAGGCAGCAUGUAUAGUGCUGAAGAUCGAUACGUACGUCUGAGCCUCAUACGAAGCCAAGACGAUUUUGAUUUACUGCUUCAACGUUUGAACAAACUCAUGUUGGGGGAAGAAGGGGCAAAGCCUUUGUAAUUAAUGCCGUCAAUCAUCAUUGGGUUUGUAUUUAUCAUUAUCAUUAUCUUUCUGUUGGGAAAUAAGACGAUAAUCAUUUUAUUAGCUGGCCGUCAUGAUCGUGUAUACCUCAUUCAUCUGUUAAAGAAACUUUUUACCUCAUCCGCCUUGGGUAUCGGGUACACCAACAUGAAAAUGGAGAAAAUCAAUGCUUAUUAAUA
Juglans microcarpa x Juglans regia is the source of this 1702-nucleotide messenger RNA. RefSeq names its product tryptophan aminotransferase-related protein 4-like. Bases 120 to 1502 code for a protein of 460 amino acids. The transcript is spliced from 5 exons. Gene Ontology annotation, biological process: amino acid metabolic process. Lineage: Eukaryota; Viridiplantae; Streptophyta; Magnoliopsida; Fagales; Juglandaceae. Gene Ontology annotation, molecular function: transaminase activity; carbon-sulfur lyase activity. The record is from RefSeq and is a predicted model, not a curated record.